Messenger RNA from Dromaius novaehollandiae (emu), 967 nucleotides. It is a transcript of the gene TMEM276, whose product is annotated as transmembrane protein 276. The transcript is spliced from 2 exons. NCBI's taxonomy places the organism in Eukaryota, Metazoa, Chordata, Aves, Casuariiformes, Dromaiidae. The record is from RefSeq and is a predicted model, not a curated record. Bases 210 to 791 code for a protein of 193 amino acids.
AUGCUGGGUACGGGGGGGUGAUACUGGGUGCCCGGGGGGGUCGGUACUGGGUGCACCAGCGGGAAGGGGGCCGUGCCCGGUGCCGUGGCGGGGGGGGGGGAGCAGCCGCGGUGGGUGCGUGGGGGUCCCGCUGCCCGCGGGAGCCCUCGCCUCUGCGGCCCGGCAGGUCGGCGCGGAGGAGCAGCCGCCCCCGGCGCCGCGGGGGCCACAUGGCCGGCGAGUGGGGCCCGGCGCUGGGCAACGCGCUGCUGUGCGCCGUGAGCCUGCGCGCGGCCCUGCGCACCCGCCAGGUGAACUGCGGCUCGGCCGCCGGCUUCCUGCUGCAGGCGCUGGCGGCCGCCGAGGCGCUGGUGGCCCCACGUCCCCCCGCCACCGCCGCCGCCGCUGCCACCGCCACGCCGGGCGCCUGGGCCUGCGCCGUGCUGGCACCGCCGCUGCUGGCUUUCGGCUUCCACUGGCUCAACGGCGACCGCGCCACCGCCAACCUGCUGCUGGCCGCGGCCGUGGCGGCGGCGGCGGCCGGCGGGCGCCUGGCGGAGGAGGCGCGGGUGCUGGCGGCCCGCUCCGCCGCCGCCCUGGCCGCCGGCGGCCUGCUGGUGCUGGCGGCGCUGACGGGCAGCGGCGGCGGGGCGCUGGGCGGGCUGCUGCUGGGCGCCGGGGGGCUGCUGUGGGGGCUGCCCCCCGGCGCCCUGCCCCUCUGCCCGCCUGCCGUCGCCCGGCCCUGGCUGCUGGCGGCGGCCGGCUGGGCCUUGCAGCGGGCCCUCGGGGCGCAGCACCGCGCCUGGCGCUGAGCGGCACCGUGGGCCGCGUUUCGGCCGGCCUCGCUCGUCCCCGCGGCUUCCCGGUCCCCCCCCCCCCCCCCGGUGCGAGUGUGACGCCGCGGUUUGUUACGGGCAAUAAACGGCCGCCGGAGCAGCCCGGCGUGGGCGAGGGGCGCCGGGCACCCGGCCGGCCCAGCGGCACCGGU